CUACUGAGACGGCGUCCUCCGAAAGGGUACUUGGGUGCCCAACUCUGAAAAGUAAAUGGGUACCCAUGUUUGGGCCCAUGGUCGUCUCGGCGUCGCUGACCAGUAAAAGAAAUAUAUCUUCCUUCUCCCAUAGCCGCCUACAGAGCAGGAGCUCAUGGCGAUGCAGAUGUCGGCCGCCAGAGGUGUUGAAGUCGAGUUUUUGUCAGAUCCCGUCGACAGAUUUCCACUGCCAGAUCUCGCUGCCGCACAGCCCUUGGUUGCUUACGAGAUGUACAAAUCCAUGGAGUGUGAGCCUGCUGAGUCCAGCAUUGAUGAUGUGCGAGACGCUCCGGUCAACAGUAAUUGCGAUGCGAUUGCCUUGUCUGCAGUAGCAUCUGAGCAUUCUACGGGCAAAGACACCCCUGAAGCCCCAGGCUGGAGGAAGAGAAUGCGAGUCGGAAGUUCAUCUAGCGAGCGCCACCCAUGCGCUGACAGGAUGACUGCUUUGGAAGCAACACUAAGAAGCUAUGCAGAGAAAAAAAACUGACACUGUCGUAGUUCCUACUAUGGGAACAAAAUUUGAUUCUCUUGGAGAAGCCUGCCAGAACAUGUCCCUGGAUGUGCAUGGAUGCAGAAAAUCUCCUUGGGAUAUAGAGCUGGAAAUCUGGCACUUGGGGUGUUCUAGAGCAUCUGUGUCAUCCAAGUGAGAGGAGAAUAUCCUUUGUCUUUAGGACAUGCUUGCUGAACAUGCAAGUUCCCUAGACGAAGGAUGAGUAUAACUGAUGAAGCUUUAUG
Molecule: messenger RNA, 774 nt
Organism: Aegilops tauschii subsp. strangulata
Lineage: Eukaryota; Viridiplantae; Streptophyta; Magnoliopsida; Poales; Poaceae
Source: RefSeq, a predicted model, not a curated record